Lingula anatina is the source of this 609-nucleotide messenger RNA. RefSeq lists its product as uncharacterized. Lineage: Eukaryota; Metazoa; Brachiopoda; Lingulata; Lingulida; Lingulidae. The record is from RefSeq and is a predicted model, not a curated record.
AUGACGCUGGUUUCUGUGGCCCAGCGCGAGCGUGACAAUCCGCUGUGUCGCUGUCAACCAGGAUUUGUGGGUAGUGACUGUAGCAUCGUUGCAACUUGUUUCAACGUGUCUGACUGCUCCGGUCACGGGGUCUGCGUGGACUUUGACGUAUGCAAAUGUGACAGCGGAUGGGCGGGGCCAAAUUGCACAGAGUUUUCUUGUGAACGUCUGGCGGCGUGCUCAGGCCACAGUCAGUGUAAAGGAUACGACGUAUGCAGUUGUGACAAUGGUUGGCAAGGUGACAGCUGCGCUCUGCCAGACUGUUCUUCAAAUAAUGACUGCUCCCUACACGGGGUGUGUACGUCACCUCACACGUGCACGUGUUAUGACGGUUACCAUGGUGAAAACUGCACUGCAAUGAAGAAUUGCACAUCGUUAAAUGGUUGUAAUGACCACGGUGUAUGCGCUGCCUUUGAAGGGAAUGAUACCUUCAUUUAGAGGUGGCAAACAUUUGGUUAUAUCUUAAUAACAGAAAUCCCACAGCAAUUGUCUACGAAAGUGACACGUAACAACGGUUUUUAAAAUAUAUGUUUGGUGAAAGCAUAGGCUGGGUCCAUUUAUGACACUUAA